This is a messenger RNA of Centruroides sculpturatus (bark scorpion), 1190 nucleotides long. RefSeq names its product E3 ubiquitin-protein ligase Nedd-4-like. The transcript is spliced from 5 exons. Bases 115 to 540 code for a protein of 141 amino acids. Gene Ontology annotation, molecular function: transcription coactivator activity; protein binding. The record is from RefSeq and is a predicted model, not a curated record. Gene Ontology annotation, biological process: hippo signaling; positive regulation of transcription by RNA polymerase II. Gene Ontology annotation, cellular component: cytoplasm; nucleus. Lineage: Eukaryota; Metazoa; Arthropoda; Arachnida; Scorpiones; Buthidae.
UGUUUUAAAUUAUUCUGUAGAAUUUCACCAACAGAAGAACAAGUACAGCAACGUAGUUUAGAUUCUGCAAGAGAAUUUGAACGGCGUUUUCACAUUAGUGCAGACAAUGGUGAAAUGGAAUCUCAAAUUCCAGAAGAAACACCUGUACAGUCACCUACAGAGUUAUCAUCGCAAUUGUCUGCUCAGUUAUCGCUUGAUGGAUUACCUGCAGGAUGGUCACUUCAAGUAGCACCAAAUGGAAGAGUGUUUUUCAUCGAUCAUAAUACAAAAACAACAACUUGGGUCGAUCCUCGAACUGGCAGACCAAGUCCUCUUCCCAAUCAAAAUAAUGUGCCCAACAGGCCAUCAUUUAGUAGUGUGGAUGAUCUUGGACAGUUACCAGAAGGAUGGGAGGAACGUGUACAUACUGAUGGCAGAAUAUUUUUUAUUGAUCAUAAUACCAGGAUAACGCAAUGGGAAGAUCCUCGGUUAAAUAAUCCUAAUAUUGCAGGACCGGUAUGUUUAUUUCUUAUUGUAUAUUAUCCUCUGACUUCUUUAUAAUGCUGCUUAAAAAAGAAAAAUUCAAAUUCAGUUUUAGUUAUACAAUAGAUUCUGCUUAUUGCAACCACCUUUAAGAUUAGCCUAAACUGAUGGAAACAGCCAAUUGAUAACAUUAAGUGGAGUAGAUGUACUAUUAGAGGAAAUCCUGGAUUCAUUGACUCUGAUAUUACAACAUAUUGAAACAAUAAAAUAAAAGUGUUUAAGUUUAAGAUUUAAUAAAUUAUAAAGUCAGCAAUUUAAAUUAGUAUAUUUUGAGCAAAUAAUAUGAUUAGAAAAACAAAUAAUGAUUAACAUUUAAAGCAAUGAUUAAGACUGAUGACAAGAAUUAAUAAAAUUGCAUGUUAUCAGCCAUUUAUGAGACAGGUAGUAUGAAGAGAGAGAGCUUAAAAAGUUUCUUUACUCAAAAAUGAUGAUAACAGUAACCUACUUCUGAAUACAAUAAACAAAGAUUUUAUAAUAUAUUUAAAUUCUGUGUUUUGGAGCCUGCUAAUUUUGAUAUUAACAUACAAAAUUAUUCAUGAUUAUAAUAAGUGAAAGCUACUAUAUCUAGUAUAUGAUCAUUUCAUAGCUUAUUACUAUAUAGAAUUUAAUGGUGUUUAAAGUAGCAGGUUGUAAAUACAGUAGAGCGUCGAUUAUCCGGAUCAAUUGGG